AUGAAGAUACCGAUUCUCGCCCUUGCCGCUCUCACAGAUGCUGGGAAAGGUGGCAAAAAAGCACUCUUGAGAAGUUUUCUUCCAAUGGCCCGCUGCUUAAUGGACGAAAACAUCAUGGGCCCAGUGGAAAACGGCCAAGUCGAUUGCAAGGGAAACGAGUGCAAGCUCAAGUGCGAAGAUAACUAUCAUUCCUACGGAGGGCCGCAAACAGUCAAAUGCAAGAGGCAUACUUCUGACAAGGGAGUUAGCUGGACCAGGCAAAUUGGCGAGUGCAAAACUUGCCGAGAUCUGAAUCUAACUGACAUAGACGAAGAUAUUUUUGAGAAACAAUGCGAAACAAGUGACAACGGGCUGCGAUCAUGCACGAUAUCAUGCCGGAAUAAUGCAAAUAUCGAACCACUGAUGAAACGAAAAGUCAAAGUCUUUUGUAAAUGUAUCUGGGGACGAGACAAAGAUGGCUUCUGUCACUGGAGAUAUGGCGCACGAGUCGUGGACAACCCGGACUGGACAAAGUUCUUCUACGGCGAGUGGUCAUGUGGCGAGACUCUCAAGCCGACAAAACCGCCCAAAGGACACAAAAAGCAAAUUUCAACUACGAGCGCUUCAGAAACAACGACAAGCGUAGAUGAUACAAAAGUUUAUAGAAUUCCACAAAAGUUGGUUUGUCCGGUGUCUGUCGACAGAAUAAUUGGAGGAAUUGAAGCUGUUCCUCACAGCUGGCCCUGGGCAGUCCGGAUCUAUUUCGGAUUCGCUGGAUGCGGUGGAACCAUUGUCGACGGUCGAACUAUCGUCACUGCUGCCCACUGUUGCCGAGGAUAUCAAUUACGGCCGGAAAAGAUCAAGGUCGUCGUAGGAGAGCACAAUUUGAAGACAUACGAUAUUGGACAAUUCACUACAGACGUGCGAAAAGUCAUCAUUCAUCCAGAAUAUCAGCCACGAAAUCUGAGAAACGAUAUCUGUCUUUUAAAAGUGGACGAUAUGGACCUCGCGCGCACGAAUAGCGCUGCUCACGCCUGCCUGCCCGAAGAUAACUGGCAUCCCGAAGUUGGCACACGUUGUUACGCUGCCGGAUGGGGACGAAUGAACGGGAACAAGCCCGCCACCGUUCUUCAAGAAGUUGAUCUGAAGAUAAUCUCCGAUGAGCGAUGUAUGGAGACGCCAAAUGCUGGGUAUUUUGCGGAAGGAGAAAUGUUCUGCGCGGGGCACCUCAAUGGCGGGAAAGAUGCUUGCCAGGGCGACUCCGGAGGGCCACUGAUUUGUGUCAAGAAAAUGGGCGUCUGGACAAAGGUCGCCAGCUACACGAAAUGGAUCAAGGGCCACAUGAUGUCCGGCUCGUUUUUAGGAUAG
This is a messenger RNA of Oikopleura dioica, 1347 nucleotides long. The record is from the annotation of a GenBank genome assembly. Lineage: Eukaryota; Metazoa; Chordata; Appendicularia; Copelata; Oikopleuridae.